Paramecium sonneborni is the source of this 9169-nucleotide messenger RNA. The record is from the annotation of a GenBank genome assembly. NCBI's taxonomy places the organism in Eukaryota, Ciliophora, Oligohymenophorea, Peniculida, Parameciidae.
AUGUUUGAAAAAUUAAUUGAGAAUCUCCUUUAAUCAAUUCUAGGAGAAUACAUUGAAGGUUUUGAUUAAUAAUCAAUUAAAGUUGGAAUUUUAAAUGGGAAAACUAAAAUUGAGAAUCUUAGAUUUAAAUCUGAUACAUUUAUCAAAUUGCAUUUCCCUUUUAUUGUUAAAUUUAGUAAACUAGGAAUACUUAAUUUAAAUAUACCAUGGAAAAAUCUUGCUAGUUCUCCUAUAAUAGCUAAUCUAGAUACAUUAUAUCUCGUUUUAAUACCUUAAUAAAUUAAUGAAUGGUCAUUUCAUUAAAUUACAGCAUUAGAUAAAUUAAUUGAAAUUGAUAAUUUCAAAUAAAAACUAUUAGAUAGAAUUUAUAAUAAAGAAUCAUAAGAUAAUAUGAUACAAAGAUUUAUUAUUAGAAUCAUAGAAAAUCUUUAAAUCUCCAUUUCAAAUAUACAUAUUAGAGUUGAAGAUAUAUAAACUAGCUAUGGAUUUGUUUUACAAAAUUUAACUUUAUUUACUAUCAAUGAAUAAGGAAUCAAAUAAUUUAUUGAUAGAACUUCUAAUAAGGAUUAAUCAUUGAUCAAAAAUCUAUAAAUUAAUAAUUUUGGAUUUUAUUGGCAACACAAAGGAGGAAUCUAAUAUAAUGAAUCUUAAUUUCUAGAAGAAUUACCAAAACACGACUACUUAUUUAAACUCUCCUUAUAAAGUUAGAUUGUACAACCACCUAAACAAAAUUAAAAAAUUGCUAAUUUUAUUAUUAAUAUAGAUUUACAAUCUAUUGAUAUUUAAUUCUCUAAACCAUAAGUCUAAUAAAUUCUUAAUGUUAUAGAUUAUCUUAAUUCUUAUAAUCGUGCUAAAAUUUCAUACUAAAAAUAAUAGUAAAUAAUAUAGCCAUUAAAUGAGUAAGAUCAAAUAAGAAUUAAAUAAUUGUUAUUAUUAGUAUAAUUGCAUAAGAAAUAUUAAGAUUGUUUUAAUAAAGAUCAGAAAUAAUAACUAUUUGCAAUUUUAGAAAAAACACAAGUUGAUUAAAUCAAACCUAUUGUUAUUACAGUUAUUAAAGAAUAACAGUAAGAAAAAAUGAAGCAGAAAGCAUUAAAGAAAUAAGGAUUCUUAUAAAAUUGGUUUGGUAAAAACAAAUAACAAUAAUCAAAUGAGACUACCUUAGAUGAAGAAUAAGAAGAAAUCUAAAAGUUUUUAUAGUUAAAUUUCUCUUAAGAAGAAUAUCAACAAAUUAUUUCAGGAAAAAAUGCAUCAAUUGUAGUUAAUGGUCAAAUGAGAGAAGGUACCAUAAUACUAAGCAAUCCUCGCUAAUAAAAAGUCGAUGAAAUCAAGAUUCUUUUUUAAGAUUUAAAAUGUUAGUUAAAUUUACAUAAAGAUGUAAGAUUGGAUUUUUCUUUAAUAGAUAUGUUAAUAUUAUUUAAUGAUUAAUAAUUUUUAACAAAUACAAGCAAUGAUAAAUAGAAACCCAUAUUUUACUUAAAUUUCAAUGUUAUUGAAUCAACUACUACCUCAAUUUAAUUAGAAACUAGAUCUUCUAAAUUAAGAUAUCAUCCUGAUUUAAUUACAGUUUUAAAUGAUUUUAGAAAUGUUGAAUUAAACUCUAAUUAAAUUAAAAAUAUGGCUGAAGAUACAAUUUAAGAACUUAAAUAAAAUGCCUAAGCAGCUUUAGCAAAUUAAGUGAUUAUUGAAAAGAAUAGAUUGGUCAAUAUAAAAAUGGAUCAGUUUUAUUUUGAAUUACCAUUAAACAAUUCAUAAGAAUGUUGGCGAUUUUCAGGAUUUGUUAAUAUAAACAGUAGUAUUGUCAAUUCUUAAGAAUAAUAUAAAAUCAAAUUUUCAAAUAUUGGAUUGUAACAUUAAUCCCAAAGUUAAUAUAGUGUAAUUGAUAAUUUUACUAUAGAUCUUGAUAUCAUAUUACCUAAUUAAAAAAAUAAAAAUCUCUAUGUGAAUGCAAAUAUUGAAGAUAUUAUUACUAAUUUGAAUCCAUUAAUAUAUUAAAAAUUAACAAAGAUUGGAAAUUGUUUAACUCCCACUAUCAGUGCUGAAGAAUAUAAGAAAUAAAAUAAAUUAGAAGAAUUUGAAAAAAAUUAAUUAAUUUAAAAUGCUAUAAAGAUAGCUCCUCUUUAUAUUAAAGAAGGAUAAUUAAAUUAAUGGGUUAAAUACACUUGUAUGAUAAGCGGAUCUAAUUUGUAUUGCUAUUCUACUCCUAAAUCUAAACAACCUAGUUUCAUUAAAUAUAUAAAAAAUGCUGAUAUCAUUCAAUAAGGUAUUGAUGAAUUUAAUAUGUAUGUUCUCAUCAUCUAAAAUGAAAGUAAUUCUUUUGAAAUUGGUAUUUAAAAUCAAAAUCAAAUAUAAGAUUGGAUUGAGAAAAUCUCAUCACUUAAAAAUCCCGAAGAAGAAUUAUUGAAAUAAUUAGAAUAUAUUAAAGAAAAGUAAAAAACUUAAAUAAUUGAAUUUUAGAAAGUAAUUAAUUUUAAAAUUUCUGUUGUUUAAAUCAACUUAUAGGAUUCAAAUUCUAAACAAUUUCUAGUUUUUAAAACUAAUGAUUUAUCUCUUAAAAUGAAAAUAAACUCAUAAAUCUUACAUCUUUAACUUACUCUUUCAGGAUUAUAGUUAAAAGAUAAUUUAAUUUAUUAUUGCAAUGAACAAUAUUAAAACUUAAUUAUCUCAGAAAAACAAAAUGUAGAACUUAUUUAAAUAGAUUUUCAUUUAAUUAACAGAAAUUCUAAGAAUUAUUAGAAUAUUGAUAAAUAAAUAGAAUUGAAAUUUGGUAAAUUACAUAUUAAUUUCAAAAAUGAAACUUUAGCUUAUAUUAUAUAAUUCAUUAAUAAUAAUAAUAAUCAUAAUCAUAUAGAUAAACCAUAAAAUAAAAUUGAAUAAGAAUUUUUAGAAGCAGAGAAACAAUUUUUAUUAUUAAAAUUGAAUGUUCAAAUUACUCAAAUUAGUUUAUGUAUUAUACAUGAAAUAACAAAAUUACCUUUUGUAGAGAUUCAAUUUAAAAAUUCUACCAUAAAAUUGUUAAAAUAUCAAGAUGAAUUACAAAUUUAAUUUAAUCUAGGUAAUCUAUAAAUAAAUGAUUUAACAAAUCAUCCUUACACCUUAACAUAAGAAGAAGAUUAUCAUUUAAUUAAAUCUAACUAAAUAGUAGGGAUUAAGUAAAUUGGAGAAUCUUUACUUUUUGUAAAUAUGAUUCUAAUUGAACCAUUAUCUAAGAAAGCAAAACUAAAUAGAGAUAUUAUAAAUAUAGAUGCAAAAAUAAGUUAAAUAGUUGCAGAUUAUUAAUAAUAACCUAUUUUAAGAAUUAUUGAUUAUCUUAAUAUUUUACAGAAUCCCUUUAUAAAUCCUAAUUCAUUUAAGGUUUAGGGUUAUGUUAUUAAUAAUAUUGCGAAUGAAAUAAUUCACAAUAAUAGAAAAUUUGUAGAACCUUCAAAAGAUGAACCACUUAAAAUAGUAUCAGAUCCGCCUAGAAUGAGAUUAAAAGUAUAAAUUGAUAAUCCCUAGAUUAUUAUAAAAAACAAAUUUUCAAAUGAAUUCAUUAUAAUCAAUUUAGGAUAAAUAAGUAUUGUAAACUAAAAAGAAUAAAUCAAUUCAAUUUAUAAAGAAAUUUAUACUAUUUAAAUUAAAUAACUAAACAUAAUUGGAGAAUGUGAUAACUAAUAAGUUGUUAUUGCAAGUGAUUUUAAUUUACUUUUGACUAUUCAUCUCCCUGAUCUAAUUUAAUAAUCUAAAUUAUUAAAUAAUUAAGUUGAAGAAACAUUUUAUAUUAAUUGUGAAAUGAGCUAAUUUAUAUUAAAUAUUGAUAUAAAUACUAUGAAAUUGAUCAAUAGAUUAAUAGUCUAUAACUUUAAUCUUAAUGAUUCAUUUAAUUAAUAUGUAUUACUAAAUGCUAGUAAGUUAAAUUAAAUAUAUUAAAAAUAAUAAAAAAUUAUAUUAAAGUAAGAUGUUUAAAAGUAGAUUAAAAGUUAAGAUUAUUUAUUUAAAUUUAAAUUGAAAAUUAUUAACAUUUCAAUAUUUCUGUGUUUAGAUCGACCUUUAAUAAGAUUAUCAAUUGAAGAUAGUAACAUUGAAUAUAAUUUAAAGAGAGAUGAUAAAAUGGAAUUACUUAUUUAAAUAUCAUCUUUUAACUCAUGUAUUUAUGAAUAAGUUGAUAGUUAUUUUGUGAGUAAACCUCUAAUUGGAAUAUAAGAAGAGAAGAAAUAUGAUAAAUUAAAUGAUUUAUCAUAACUAAUAAAUACUAUUUCAAAUUCUAAUAUGGAAUCAGGCAAAAUUGAAAUGUACAGAAAUCCAACUUAAAAUAAGAUUCAUAAUAAAUUGUAUUUAACAUUUUAAUCAUUCUUAUUUACAAUAUAAACUAAGGCAAUCCUUUAGAUUAUGACAAUAUUUGAAAAAGAAUAAUUAACUCCAUUUAUUAAUGAAUAAUUAAAAGAAUAUUAAUUAAAAUAUGAUGAAUAAUUAAAAACUUAAUAAAAGGAAAAGGAAGUUUAACCCACUGAUUCACAAAUAUUUAUUACUUUAGGUGAUGUAAUUAUUGCAAUUCCAUCAAAUAAUGAUUCAAUUUUAACAUUUACUGGUAAAUUUAAUUUUAAUUUAAACACUUAUGAUACAAUGAAUUAUAAUGAAUUACUUAACAUAAUAAAAGAAAAAGGAUUGAGUGAAUAUGAUUUAAUUGGAAUCAAUUUCAAAAUCAAAUCAACCAUAUCGAUUGAAUAGGUCUAAACAUAUUUAGCAUAAAAACAAUAACUUUAUAGUUAAUAAUUUAAUCUAUUUGAUAAUAAGAGAUAAAUUAUUUGGCCAUUUACGAUGUUAUUAAAUCAGAAUUUAUAGUUGGUUUUAUCAGAAAACUUAGAUUCUAUUGUUGAAAAAUAGAACAUUCAUUUGUCAUUAAGUUAAUUUCAAUGUAGAAUUGCAUUUACUGAUAUUUUAUUUAUUCAAAAUCAGAUCCAUUAAUAAUUGUAGGUAAUUAAUGAAUUAAAAAAUAAUGAUAUAAAGAAAUAAUAGUAAAAAGUAAAAAAUGAAAAAUAAUUAAAUAAUUUAUAUAACAUUUAAUUAGUAAUUGAUGGUAUUGAUAUAAGUAUUUUAAAUGACAUUGAAAAUUAUUAUUAAUAUAUUUUGAACUUUAAAUUGUUUUAAACUGAGUCAAAAUUAGAAUAAACAAAUAGGUAUUAAAAAUUCUUAGUUAAUUUAUCAAUUCAAUUAUAAUAUUUUAAUUCUAAAAUAGGUUAUUGGGAACCAAUUAUUGAAAAAUGCAAUAUAUCAAUAGAAUAUUUAAAAAAUUUAAUUGGAUUUGUUUUGGCUAUUGAGAAUUAAUUAGAUUUCCAAAUAAAAGAAGGUAUAAAUAUAAAUGUAUCAACAUAAAUGAUCUAAACAAUUUAUUCAGCAAUCAGCAUCUUAAUUUAAAAAUUAUAAGAAAAAAAUAAAACUCAAAUAAGAUGUUAGAAUAACUCUUAUGCAAAAUAUGCAAUAUAUAAUCAAUUAGGAUCUGAUGUAUUAUGUGAAACUUAGGAUAAUAUAAUUAUUAUUAUUAAACAAAAUGAAUACAAGGAUUUUGAUGUUAAGAAUUUAAAAUCUAAUAAUUCAAUUAUAUUACAGAUUCAAGGUGAUAAAAAUCCAUUUGAAAUAAAAAAUUGGAAUAUUGAUAAACUACAAUAAAAAAUCUAAAAAAUAGAUGGAAAUAGUCCAGUAUUAAUUAAGAAUUUCGUAGAUGAAUUAAAGAAUUAAAAAGUAGUAUAUUUAAGUUCUGAAUUUAUCUUCUAAAAUAAUACUGAAAUUAAUUUAGAAUUAGUAUUAAAGGAUUAAAAGGGAAAUGUUAUAAUUUAGAGAUUGGAACAAUUCUUUUAGAAUAAAAAAGUAAAUAAAUUAAUAUGUUAAUCUAAUUAAUAUGUGAUUCCUUAAGAGUUACUUUAAAGUGAUUUUUAUAUAAGAAAAGUAAAUAAUAAUUACUAGAAAUGUUAAUCUUAUAAUGUGUAAUAUCUAUAUAAAUGUAUUGAAAGUAAAGAAGAUCUGAAAUUAUGGUUGAGUGAGAACUUCAUAAUAACUUUAAAUGUAUGCAAGGAUGCAGAAUUUAAUGGUAGAUAUAUAAUAUAUAUAUAACCAAAUUUCAGAUUGUAAAACCUGAUGCCAUUUCCUGUGAUAAUAAAUACUUUAUAUGAAAAUAAAUAGGGAUAAGUAACAAUAUUACAACCAUUGUAAUAUUUGGAUGAUCAUUAAUUAAAAAGAACAAAAGAAAAUCAUAUUAUCUAGAUUGAGAUUGAUUCAUAUAAAUCCUCUUAGUGUAUUUCACUUUUGAACAGUAGAAAUUUCAAGUCUCAACAAUAUAUUAUAAACUUAGUUGAUGAAAAAUGUGAUGGAAAUAGAGAAUAUAAGAGUGAAGUGGUACUUGAAUAUAAUUAUUCUUUAUUUAGUCAAAGUGGAUUAUGCAGUGCAGUAUUAUUUGUUUAGGAAUAUAUUAGGAAUGAAACACAAUAUGAGUAUGUUGUAUAUUAAGGCAAAAAUGGUUAAUAUAAAUAAAUUGGAUUAUAAACUAAAGGAUCAAAAUCCAGACCAUUGAUAUUGAAUAAUACAAAUUAACAAAAUGAAAUAGUAUUUUCAGACAAAAAUACUCCAGAAUUGUUAUCUCUAUCACCUGCUCUUAUAAAUUCUAUUGGUACUACAAUAAGUGAUAUUAUAUUUAAAAGAGGGAAUAAUUUUUAUAUUGUACCUAUAGCUGUUACAUCAGAGAUCAAAUUAAUCUAAUAAACAUGCCAAAAAGUUAUUACUAUAUAGAAUAGGAUCAUUUUAGUUAAUAAUUCUUAAUACUCAAUUAUGAUUAAGCAAUUCAGAAAUUUUAAUAUUAAACCAAAUCAAAGAAUACCUUUUGAAAUUUAUUUUUCUGAUAAGUUGCCUACAUCUUCUGAAAAUAUUUAUUAAUUUAAAUUUACUUUUAUAGAAGAAUAUGAUUGGAAUUGGAGUAAUUAUAUAGAAUGCAAUUAAAUUGGUGUUUUUUAUUUAUAAUUAAGAAGUCUUAAAAUAUAAAAUGCUAGGAAAUAUGCUUAAAUUGAUAUUAAUGAAAGUAAUGGAGUUUUAUUCGUUAUCAUUAGUGAAACUAAACAUGAUUAAACACCUUAUAGAAUUACUAAUCAAAGUAAAAUGGUUCAAAUAACUGUGUUAAAUUUACCAGUCAUUUUAGAUUAUAAAUAAGAUUGUUAUUUUGCUUGGGAUGAUCCAACUAAAUAAAAUAAAGUUCAUCUUGUUAUUUGUCCUAAAGAUAGUUAAUAUUAAAUUGUAGAACAUCAAUUAGAAAUUGAUAAAAUUUCAGAUUCCAAGUUCUUUGUUAUUGAAUCUCAAAUUUAAAAUGAUUAAAGCAAAAUUAUAAUUAAAUUAAAAAAUAAGAUAAAUGGUUAUACUAGACAUGCUUAAUUUAAAGAUUCAAAUGAAGAAGAAUUAUAAAGAUAUAAAUAGCAUUCUGGGAAAUCAUUUAAAGAGAAUUAAUAAUUUAAAUUUAAUAUUAUGAUUAGUCAUAUAAACUUAAAUUUGAUUGACAAUCAUUAUUUACAAUAUCCUUUAGAAAUUAUUAAUAUUUCAUUUUAUCAUUAUGAAUCUAUCUUAUUAAUGAAUAAAUAAAAGAAAGCAAUCUUUUAAUUUAUAUUAUAAGGAUUUUAAAUAGAUAAUGCUUCUUAAUUACAUCCUCGAUUUCCUGUAUUAUUAACAUUACUACCAAGUAAUAAAGUGAAAUAAUAAUUUCCAAUUUUAAAUGUUUUAGUUCAAAUGAAUUUAUAGGUUAAAUAAUUACCAUAAAUUGAGAAAUUCUCUUUGGAGAUGAAUCGAUUAUCUAUAAAAAUAAAUGAUAAAAUAAUAAAGAAAAUAGUGAACAUAAUCAAUAGAAUUUCAUAAAGGAUUGAAAAUGAAUAAUAAAAAUAAGAAUAGAGAUUGGAUUGGUAGAAAUGCCCUUUACCUUAGAGAUUAGUUCCAACAUAUUUUAGAUAGAUAACAAUAUGGCCUAUAAUAAUAUAAGUGACGAUAGAGUGGGGUAGAAAAGAUAAAGAAUAAGAUAUGGAUAAUCCUUUAUUUAAAAGAUUAUUAUCUAAUAUUGGUUUUUAAUUAGUAUCAGUAGAUGAAGCUGAAAUUGUAUUGAAAGGUAUUUAAUUGAAUGAUGUAUUUGACAGUAUAAAUGGUUUAAGUACAAAAUUAACUUAAAGAUAUCUACAAGAUAUAUACAAAUAAUUACCUUUAAUUUUGGGUAGUUUAGCUGUAAUAGGUAAUCCAACUAAACUAUUGAAAAAUAUUGUAUCUGGGAUGUAAGAUUUAAUAGAAAGACCAAUAGAAGGAUUUACUAAAGGACCAUUAGAAGGUGGUAUGGGUGUAAUUAACGGAGCUACGUCAUUAGUAAGUUAGACUGUUUCUGGAGUAUUUAAUAGUGUUAAAAAUGUAGUAGGUACUAUUUCUAGUGGUUUAUCUAAAGUUACAUUGGAUGAUACUUAUUAAUAAUAAAGAUAAAUUUAGAAUUAAUAAUAAGUUAGAGAUGUUGCAUCUGGUAUAUAAGAAGGUUCUGUUUCUUUAGUUAAGGGUGUAGCUUAUGGUUUGACUGGAUUCUUUAGUAAACCUAUUUAAGGUGUUUAAUAAUCAGGUACAUCUGGUCUAUUUAAAGGAUUAUGGUAAGGUACAUCUGGCUUAAUCAUUAAACCUGUUACAGGAGUAUUAGAUGUCAUUACUAAAACAUCUGAAGGAGUUAAGAAUUAAUUAUCUUAUGAUCAAUAACCUAAUAAUCACAGAAUUAGAUAUUUAAGACCAUUUUAUGAAAGUGAUGGAUAUUAUAAAGAAUAUAAUUGGAUUGAUGCUGAAUGUUAUGAAGUUAUUAAAAACAUUAACAAAGGAAAAUAUUAACAUCAUAGAUUACUUAGAGUUGUCUCUAUCCAAAGAGAUUUAAAAAACUUUGCUCUUAUUUUAACUGACACUAGCAUAAUUCUUUUUGAUUUAGAUCUACAUUUCAAACUUUGGUCCAUUUUGUAUCAAGAUAUUUAAAAUAUUUAUUUUAGUGGAAAUGUUAUAUAAAUUAAAAAUAGAAAAUCUAAAAGAGCUUUCUAUGUAUUUUUAUUCUUUUUUAUUUUAGGGUAAAUCUACUACUUAAUUAAUGAUGUCUUCACAAUAAUAAAGUUAAUUAAUUACAGAAGAAAUUAAAUUUAUGAAAUAAUAAUUGUGA